AGGGAAGCUCAAAAAAGAUUCUGAUCACACCAAAUGACCAAGGUCAAAGUAGAUGAUCCUAAUUCUGGUCUUAAGGAGGGCAAAGAGAAUGGACAAUGAGCUAGAAACAGGCAAGACCAAUUGCUUUGGAGGCAUGGAUGAGGUCCUUGACAUGACCUCUGAUGAGAGCGAGGCUGAGCGUCCUACCAAGCCUCAGACAAACACCACCACAAGGAGACCAAAGAAAAGAGAGCCCUCACUGAGACCCCCAAAGAAGCAGAUGCCUUGUGGAUGGACUCGUCUGGAAUGCUUCAGAGUGGAGAAGGGAGUGCUAACAUUUGGCCAUAUGACAAGGCUGAGAAUGCUGGAAGAAAGACGAACGGAUUCUGACCUGCCAGUUGCAAAACAUGAUGGACAGAGGAUAAGGAGACUGUGAAGGCUGUGAAAGCACCGGUUUCAUAUUUGCAAUUGAUCGCAAGCUUUUUACGUUACACUGCCCAGGGGCCCGUUUCAUAAAGGACUUGCAACUGUUGUAACUUUGCCAUUAUGGCAACUACCAUGGAACCUUGAUUUCGAUUGGCUGCUGAGCCCUGUUACCAUGGUAGUUGUCAUUAUGGCAAAGUUACAACAGUUGUUAUUGUAAGUCCUUUAUGAAACAGGGCCCAGAUGUAUUAAGGAGCAAACACGACUUCCAGAAGUCAAAUUCAGGUUUUUGCCUCACCUCACCUGCGUAGCAGGAGGAGGACAUAUAUAUCACUUUCUCGACGACGGUAGUGACGGCAGCGUCGUCGACAACAUAUCUUAACCAUCGUUAACCAAGCUUUUAAAUUUCCUUCAUUACAGUGCCUAUUCCAUUAAACUUGGACACAAUAGUACUGAAGGGUCACUGAUCAUUAAGCAUCAGUUUUAGGUCACAUGAUCAAAGUUAAAUAUAGCUUUGACCUUGUACUAUCAGCAUAAAAAAAAUUGACCAAGGUUAAGAUAUCACUUUGAAGUUGAUUUCAAAAUUUCUGUAAAUGUAUGAGAGUAAUUUGAGGUCACUGGACGAUGUCAAACGUCAAUUUGGAGGUCAACAUACUAUAUCAAUUUGAUAACCAAAGAUUAGGAUUUUGAAUUUUUAAAGAUAAUUAUAAAAUUUGAAGUGUUUGCUUUGUCAAGCAAGGAUUAUAUGUAAAUAUAAUGUUAGGUUACUGGGUCAAGGUCUCAGGUUAUUUCAAAAAUUCAAUCCAAUUUAAUCAAAGUUGUAUGAGAUGAUUAUUUGAGAUCAGAAAUUUCAAAGGUGUAAUUUUUUUUUUCCAAGUCAAGGUCAAAGGUCAUUAGGACAAAAUAUUUGUCUAAUUUUUAAAUCAUAUUCCAUGAAGAUUGUAUAUGAGGAGUGUCAGGUAUCGGCCAUUACGUUUGUCAAAAAUUAGGUCAUUGGAUCAUUGUCAAAGGUCAUUUGAGUUAAAAAUCUUUGAUGAAAUUUAUAUUUUUCCAUGCUCAUAUCCAUUCAUUUUCUUAUUCCUUGAAGCUUGUAUUUUAAAAUUUCAUUGCAUUGCUACAUUAUGAAGGGUAAAUGAAAAAGAGAAAAUGUUAGAUACCGUAUAUCAGUGUCACAAAGUCAACACUGCUGCUAUAUUGCAUUGCAUAAUUAUAUUGCAUUGCAUAAUUGCAUCUACCACCAGUGGUGUUUCACUUGUCUAUUUAAAGGGGAAGUUCACCCUGAUGAAAAGUUGGUUUAAAUAAACAGCAACAUUAGAGACACUUUUUGAUAACGUUUUGGUUUGUGUCUGAUGACAUACCCACCGCAAAUAUAAAAUCACUAAUAAAAGUUUUGAGAAUAUGGCACUUUUCAAAAUUUAUACCACACAACCGAUGGAUUAGAUGCUUGUCUGUGACAUCACAAAAUUAAAACUUAUAAAUUUCUUGACUAUUUAACAGAUUUUCACCAAACAUUUACCCAUAUUUUUAUCUAAUUUUUUGCUUUGAUUUAAACCAACUCAUCAUUUGGGCGAACUUCCCCUUUAAUACACCAGAUUUAUGUCUUGUUAAUCAAAUUGAAUGAACCAAAUGUAAGUUUAACCCUAAGAGGACUGGGCUAUUUGAGAUAUAUUGAGGACUGGGUAUGAUGCCCCACCCCCUCCUUCUGAUUUCGGCUGCCAUCCAUGAUAUUGCGCCAAAAUUUGACAUGCACAUUCUUUUCAACAUAACCUACAGGCCAGUAUAAAAAUAAACCAUAAAGAUUUAUUUGUUUAAUUAUUAUGAAUUAAGCAGACCAAUUGAAUGAAAAAUUGUCAACCUUUUAUGAAAUUCAUCUCCCAAUAGACUUAAUACACAAAGUAUAAAAAUGAGCUAUUUUGGCAUGUGGUGUCAUGAUACCCAUAAGUCACAAAGUCAGUCUCAAAGUUGUGCAAGACUUU
Messenger RNA from Lytechinus pictus (painted urchin), 2378 nucleotides. RefSeq lists its product as uncharacterized. Lineage: Eukaryota; Metazoa; Echinodermata; Echinoidea; Temnopleuroida; Toxopneustidae. The transcript has 3 exons. The coding region runs from base 53 to 415 and encodes 120 amino acids. The record is from RefSeq and is a predicted model, not a curated record.